AUGAUUCGUAGACAAACGCGACUUCGUCGAGAAUAUCUAUAUAAAAAGUCAUUAGAGACCAAAGAAAAACAAAUUUAUGAAAGAAAACAAAAAAUUAAGGAAGCUAUUCGGGAGGGUAGACCAAUUCCGACCGAAUUGCGAACGGAAGCCACACAACUUCAAAAAGAUUUAAAUUUUGAUGAAGCACAGAAUGAACCAUCAUCACAUAUCGAUGAUGAAUAUGCGCGCGCUGGGAUUUACGAUCCGAAAGUUUUGAUAACAACAUCACGUGAUCCGAGUAGCAGACUCUCACAAUUCGCAAAGGAAAUGCGUCUAGUAUUCCCUAAUUCACAACGAAUAAAUCGUGGUAAUUCUGUAGUCAAAGAUUUGGUCAAUGCCUGCAAGACAAAUGAUGUUACUGACUUAAUAAUAGUGCACGAGCAUCGUGGUGAACCAGAUGGACUGAUUGUAUGUCAUUUUCCUUAUGGGCCUACGGCAUUCUUUUCAUUGCAUAAUGUCGUACUUCGACAUGAUAUACAAGACGAAGGCACAGUUUCUGAAGUGAUGAAUAUCAUUAAAUUUCUGUUCCCGGUUCCCAAGGAAGACAGUAAACGUGUUAUGACUUUUGCAAAUGAUAGCGAUUUUAUUUCAUUCCGACAUCAUGUGUACGUAAAAAUAAAUAACAAAGAAGUACAAUUGGUUGAGGUUGGACCCCGUUUUGAAAUGCGACUUUACGAAAUCAAAUUGGGAACUGUCGAUUUGAAAGAUGCUGAUAUCGAAUGGGUUUUACGACCUUAUCAGCGUACAGCCAAGAAACGCGAUCAUUUAUAA
Molecule: messenger RNA, 810 nt
Organism: Funneliformis caledonium
Lineage: Eukaryota; Fungi; Glomeromycota; Glomeromycetes; Glomerales; Glomeraceae
Source: the annotation of a GenBank genome assembly